UCCAGAGAGUGUGUAGCUGACGUUAAACUGAGGUCAAACUGAGGUUAAGAUGAAUCGAUCCCUGGGAUUCUGCCUUCUGCUGGGCUCUGCUCUGAUUGGACUGGGAUCAGCGAUCCGCUGCUACAGCUGUAAGGAUUACACAUCCAGCUGCAGCAAACAGCGCGACUGCAGCUACGACGACGCCUGCCUGACGCUCAGCGAGAGAGGGGGGAUGACGUACCGUCAGUGUCUCAAGUAUUCGGACUGCGAGCGAAGCCGAGUGGCCCAGAUGUUUCCUCAGGUCUCCAGCUUCACCUUCAAGUGCUGCAACAGUGACUUGUGUAACUCCGCCCCCUCGUCUGCAGCGAGCUCUGUGAUUGGUCUGCUGGCGUCCACGGUGGUCAUGUGGUGGUGCUUCCACUGAACCACUUCCUGUUUCCUGUAACACCAGCAGCUUCUCUAAUCACCUUAUUGAUCAAACUUACACUCACCUGUCGAUGACAUCAUCAGUCAUGUGAUCAUCUGAUUGACACAUUAAAAGCUCAGGUUGUUCCUUCAUGUCACAUGACUCAGUAUUAAACCUUAAUCUGUGAAGAUCUAAACUCUAGUCUCAGCAGGAGGAGGAAGUUCAGUCACAGGAAACUUCUGGAAUCCAGAGUUCCUGGAACUGGAACUUUCUCUGGAAAGUUACUGAAACGUCCCUGAAAACAUCCCUGAAAACAUGC
Molecule: messenger RNA, 704 nt
Organism: Cololabis saira (Pacific saury)
Lineage: Eukaryota; Metazoa; Chordata; Actinopteri; Beloniformes; Belonidae
Product: CD59 glycoprotein-like
Exons: 5
Coding region: 50-403 (117 amino acids)
Source: RefSeq, a predicted model, not a curated record